Trichoderma gamsii is the source of this 1443-nucleotide messenger RNA. RefSeq lists its product as hypothetical. Gene Ontology annotation, biological process: protein phosphorylation; mitotic DNA damage checkpoint signaling. Gene Ontology annotation, cellular component: nucleus. The transcript has 4 exons. The coding region runs from base 1 to 1443 and encodes 480 amino acids. NCBI's taxonomy places the organism in Eukaryota, Fungi, Ascomycota, Sordariomycetes, Hypocreales, Hypocreaceae. The record is from RefSeq and is a predicted model, not a curated record. Gene Ontology annotation, molecular function: protein serine/threonine kinase activity; ATP binding.
AUGUCACGAUGGCCGGAUCUCGUUCGUGACACCCGCCUCAGCACGACAAUCGAAGAUGAUGUCACGAUUCACCACCACGAAGACUCAGACGAUGAGAACAACGCUCGGUCGACAUGGCGAGAGGAGCGCUGGAAGGCGACGGUCCGUCUGGGCCACGGCGGUUGUGGUAGCGUCUGGCUGCAGGAAUGUGUCGAGGGGGGACGAGGCAUUGAUAAACGUGCCGUCAAAAUCAUUCCUCGGAUGAGUCUCAAAGAUAAGAAGGACAACUAUGUAUCUGAAUUGGAGGCUAUUGCCAAGUUUUCGCAAAAACGUUACUCAAAGUGUUUUGUCAAAUUCCUCGGGUGGUAUGACGAUGACGCCUCAAACCUCUAUAUCGCCAUGGAAUACCUUCCUCUUGGCGACUUACAGAAGUAUAUGGAUAAGCAUAGGCUCAUAGAUGAGACGGAUGUACGCGAGAUAUCGUUCCAGGUGCUUGAAGGGCUGUCUUACAUGCAUCGAGAGGGGUUCGCCCAUCGGGACAUCAAGCCUGAUAAUGUGCUUAUCCGGUCACAGCCGCCGAUGAAUAACUGGUGGGUUAAGAUUAGCGAUUUCGGCAUCAGUAAACGCGUCGAAGGGUCGAUCAAGGUAGUGUCAAGUAUCAAGGGCACAAUUCCGUAUAUGGCCCCGGAACUGCUCUUUCAUGAGCCAAGCAGUUCCAACCAGAUUAACCAUCAAGCAGCUGACAUGUGGGCACUUGGCGAGAUGGCCUGCCGCCUACUAACAAAGACGGCUGUUUUCCCUACCCACAACGCACUCGUCAGCUAUCUAGUGAAUACAGACUUGUUUCCCACAGACAAUCUUACCAAGCGAGAUGCAAGCUCAAAUGCAGUCUCCUUCAUUCGCUCGCUCAUGGAACCUCACCCAGACAAACGCCUAACAUCGGACACGGCCAUGGAGCAUCCCUGGGUUGCACCUCUACAGGGCCACAGGCCACAAGUCUCUAAACCGUCAAUACCUAUACCAUUCGAUCCAUUUGUUCCAACUCGGCAGCCUGCUCUAGCUCCCAUUCCAAAUUCUUGGGCUACAGUAUCGACCACAAGUUCUAGUUAUCAACCAUAUGCAGGAGUUCUGGAGAUACAGAAUGGUUCAUCUCUGCAAAUGUCAUCUUCUGUACUCGGUAGUAAAAAUACCCAGGCGACACAUGAUACCAACGCAGAUGACAUUACAGGGGACAGCGUUUAUAAGCCUGUGCUUAACGUACCUCAAGUUUCUGUCGGCCCUUUGAGAGUUUCUCAGGCUCCAAAGUCAUCGUCUUCUCAGCAGUCGCAGAGUCUCUCACAGGCACCUCCCCUAAAAAUGCCCUGGCCCCGUUCUGCACUUCCUCAAGGUCCUCCGCCUGUCCGACUUGGCCACAACCUUUCCCAGUCUGGGCAAGGAACCCCCCCGACAAAACUACGCUCAUAG